CCCUCACAAAACAAAACCCAGUUUGCUCUGUUUUGUCCAAUUUCAUCUUUCCACCACAUUUUCAGAAGCUUCGCACAUCCAUCCAUGGAUUCAUCCAAAUUGGCUUUGGUUCUCUUCCUCUCCUCCCUCUUCGUCCAUGCAACUCUAGGUGAGAUUGUUUGUGAGGAAUUGCCAACAAAUGUUUGUGCAUUUUCGAUAUCGUCUUCGGGGAAGAGGUGUCUCCUGGAGACGGCCGGGAAACAUGAGCGGCAGUGCAGGACAUCGGAGGUGGUGGUAGAGAGAAUGGCCAAUUACAUAGAGACAGAUGAGUGUGUUAAUGCUUGUGGUGUUGAUAGGAACUCUGUUGGGAUUUCUUCCGAUUCACUCCUUGAACCUCAAUUCACAUCCAAGCUCUGCUCCUCUGCUUGCUCCAAGGGAUGCCCCAACAUUGUUGACCUCUACUUCAAUUUGGCUGCUGGAGAAGGUGCAUUUUUGCCUGAAAUUUGUGAGGCUGCGAGAGAUAAUCCGCACCGUUCGAUGGUUGAGCUGAUAAGCACUAGUGGUGUUACUGGGCUAGCAGCAGGUCCAGUGGCUGCCGAGUCGAAAGCAGAGAGCAAAUCCGAGGAUCCCAGUGAUCCAUUACCUCCCCCUGAAGCUAGCGCAGAGUCUCCUGAUGGCGAAGACACUAAUGAAGGCGCAAAUCCUCCUGAUGGCGAAGACCCUGAUAAUGAAGCAGAGGGUCCUGGUCCUGAUGGCGAACUCCCAGAUAAUGAAGCAGAGGGUCCUGGUCCUAGUGACAAUGACCCUGAUAAAGACGAAGGGGGUGCUGAUGAUGACGAAGGUGAUGGUCCUGGUGAUGGUAUAUAAAUUUUAACAUGCAGAUAUGAGAAAAAUAAUCAGAAUAUAUAUAUAUAUAUAUAUAUACAUAGAGAGAAUGUUGGAGUGUGAGGGAAUUGGAAUACGUGGUUGAGUCUGCUUGUUGAAAAGUUAUAGAUGCAAUUGAGGGUGGGAGAUGUGUAGCUAGCUCAUCCAUCUUUGCCUGGUUUUGUGAGAGCCAUGAAUAACUGUGUUCUUUCGAGUUUUUGUCUCGUUUGUGUGUGUUUUCAUCUAAUACAACAAUAAAAGACUGUUAUUCUU
This is a messenger RNA of Tripterygium wilfordii, 1116 nucleotides long. RefSeq lists its product as uncharacterized. Lineage: Eukaryota; Viridiplantae; Streptophyta; Magnoliopsida; Celastrales; Celastraceae. The transcript has 3 exons. Bases 85 to 846 code for a protein of 253 amino acids. The record is from RefSeq and is a predicted model, not a curated record.